AAUACGAAAGUUCUCUGUCUGUCAGAUCCCCCAAGAGUUUCCCCCUUCAUUCGGUUUCCCUGCCAUGGACGCUGUCUCUGCUACUUCCAUCGCCAUCUCCAAGAGAGCCUAUGGAGAAGAAGACAACAAAUGGCGAGCCUACUACGCCGAUGAGUACCCUCAUCAGCUGUGGUGGCUGGUGUCAUGCUUCAUCGCAUUCGUCGCCGUUUGUCAAUUGACGUCGUUCGUCGUUGGGAAAUACCAGGUUCGCUCCAAAAAUGCACCGCUCACGACGGAGAGCAACAAGAUCCAGCUUAGUAGGUUGCCAUUAGCCUUGGUCAACUACUGGCGCGUCCUUUCAUUCCGUGUUCACAUUGGCGUUGGGUCAUAUACGUUGAACCUGGCCGAGGUUUUCCUCACCUGCGCUUAUAUCGUCGCGCUUUUCACUUGGGAGUUCAUUAACAGCACAACCGUUGCUGGUGCCAAGUUCAGUGCCACCUACCUUGCCGGCCGGGCCGGGAGUCUUGCUACAUCCCAAUUUCCACUGGUGACUGCGCUUGGAACGAAGAAUAAUAUUGUAUCAUUAAUCACGGGUGUCAGUUAUGACAAACUCAACUAUAUCCAUCGCAUGGCGGCCAGGGUUUGCUUCAUAAUGCUUUGGAUUCACGGCGGGUACAAGUUUCAGCGUGUGGAGGGCAAGUACGAACUCCUCUGGGUCCGAAUGGCGUUGGUGGCCAUCUCCGCUUUCUCUCUUUUGAUCUUGGUGUCUUUGCGGCCUGUUAGGGCAGGAGCAUAUGAGUUUUUCUUUUACGCCCAUUUCCUUAUGGUCUUGAUCUUUCUCAUCGGAGGGUACUACCAUAGCAAGAAUUUCGAAUUCGACUCCUACGUAUGGCCCUCCUUUAUUAUAUGGGGCCUUGAUCGCGUCAUACGAAUGCUCCGUGUUGUUGUUUUCAAUCAUUCCUACUUUGGGUUCAAGGCUGGACAUGGUACUUUCGAUGCUAGCGUGGAACGUCUAUCCGAGCACUUUGUUCGCUUGACUCUGAAGCGGCCCCCUCACUUCCACUGGCGUCCGGGCCAAACCGCCUACCUUAUCACGCCAGGAGUUUCUCGCUUGCCAUUCGAAGCCCAUCCUUUCACGAUUGCUAGCUAUGAUUCCAGUUACGACUCCACCGAGAAAUCUACCGAUGUUGAGAAGGGGUCUGAUUCCGUACUUGCUAAAUCGUCGUCUAAAUCUUUUACCCCUGGAGGAGAGAAAUACUGGAAGGAGCUAGUGUUCCUGGUGAACGUUAGGGAGGGCUUCACCCAUCGAUUGGCCACUAUCGGAACGGAUAAAGGGACCGUAAAGGUCUUUGUUGACGGACCGUAUGGUCCUUCGCCGGAUCUCAGCUCAUUCAAUACCUCUGUUUUCGUCGCCGGUGGUACUGGAGUCUCGUACACGCUUCCGUUGCUACUGGACACCAUAGAGCGUGUCCGCGAUGGAAAGAGCAUAUGCACCAAAGCGGUGUUUAUCUGGGCAAUCAGAGAUACGACCCAUGUGUGCUGGAUAUCAAAUGCAAUUUCUAACGCGUUACUUCGGGUACCUCCAUCAAUGAAUGUGGACAUACGCAUCUACGUCACUGGCGGUUCUCCCGAGUCUGUUCAAUGGGAUACUACAUCUGUUGAUUCCGACACUGCGUCACGUAAUGGGCCACCGUCAUUCCUUGGUCUUGACUCGGUGAACGUAUAUCAGGGGCGUCCAGAUAUCUCGCAACUGCUACCCGAACAAGCAGAGGCGACCAGGGGCGGUCGUAUGUCUGUUACGGUGUGCGGUUCGAGGGCCGUUGCCCAAUCAUGCAGAUCGGCUCUUCAGUUCCCGCUACGAAAUGCAGCUACCGUUCUGAGAGGCGGUGCAAGUGUAACGCUGCAUGUGGAGUCCUUUGGUUAUGCUUAGAGACCACGUUGGAUUCAUUUUCUUAUCGAUAGAUUGUAUAUCUAGUUAUAGACGACUGGCAUGUCUUUUGUAUCUUGAUUCUCAUUUAGCGUACUUAUCGCGGGUUGGAACUGUGCGAGUCUCCGGCACCU
Messenger RNA from Desarmillaria tabescens, 2040 nucleotides. Its product is annotated as ferric reductase NAD binding domain-containing protein. The transcript is spliced from 12 exons. Gene Ontology annotation, biological process: copper ion import; intracellular iron ion homeostasis; iron ion transport. Gene Ontology annotation, cellular component: plasma membrane. The record is from RefSeq and is a predicted model, not a curated record. Lineage: Eukaryota; Fungi; Basidiomycota; Agaricomycetes; Agaricales; Physalacriaceae. Gene Ontology annotation, molecular function: ferric-chelate reductase activity. The coding region runs from base 65 to 1909 and encodes 614 amino acids.